Messenger RNA from Paramormyrops kingsleyae, 1791 nucleotides. Its product is annotated as apelin receptor A-like. Lineage: Eukaryota; Metazoa; Chordata; Actinopteri; Osteoglossiformes; Mormyridae. The record is from RefSeq and is a predicted model, not a curated record. Gene Ontology annotation, biological process: positive regulation of cytosolic calcium ion concentration; immune response; G protein-coupled receptor signaling pathway. Gene Ontology annotation, cellular component: membrane; external side of plasma membrane. Gene Ontology annotation, molecular function: C-C chemokine receptor activity; C-C chemokine binding.
GGUGCAGCUCGCUGUCCAGUGACCGGAAGGCGCCUUUACAGUUUGCAGGAAGAGUCUUUGUUUUCUACUUCAUUGUUGCUUGUGGUUUCUCCCUGUUUAUUUUCCUGAUCAGACAAACAACAAAGGAAAAGACACUUCAUUUUGAAAAGUAACAGUGCUCCAGUUGGCCAAGAUGGAGGGGGACUACUUUGAGGACAACGAAACCUCGUGUGAGUAUGCAGAGUGGGGACCUUCGUACUCACUCGUACCCGUGCUCUACAUGGUCAUCUUUAUCCUGGGGCUGUCGGGGAACGGGCUCGUCAUCAUCACUGUCUGGAAGUCCGAGUCCAAGCGCCGGGCGGCUGACGUCUACAUCGGACACUUGGCCCUGGCCGACCUCACGUUUGUGGUCACGCUGCCGCUGUGGGCGGUCUACACCGCCUUCGGCUACCACUGGCCCUUUGGCGUGGCCCUCUGCAAGAUCAGCAGCUAUGUGGUGAUGCUCAACAUGUACGCCAGCGUCUUCUGCCUCACCUGCAUGAGCUUCGACCGCUACCUGGCCAUCGUCCGACCGCUGCCGGCCGGCCGGCCCCGCUCCAAAGGGACGAUGCUGGGCUCCCUGGGGGCCAUCUGGCUGCUGUCUGUCACGCUUGCCUCCCCCACAUUGCUCUUCCGCACCACGCUGAGUGACUCGCACGACCGUAUCAUCUGCGCCAUGGACUUCAGUCCCAUGAUGACGGACGCAGGUCAGGAGGGCAUGUGGAUCGCCGGCCUCAGCCUCUCGUCCACGCUGCUGGGCUUCCUGCUGCCCUUCCUGGCUAUGACCAUCUGCUACUGCUUCAUUGGCCGCGCCAUAAGCCUCCAUUUCGGCGCCGUGCACAAGGAGGACCAGCGGCGCCGGCGGCUGCUGAAGAUCAUCAGCGCCCUGGUGGCCGUCUUCGCCGUCUGCUGGGCGCCCUUCCACAUGCUGAAGACCGCCGAUGCUCUGUCCUACCUCCAGCUGGCGCCCAGCUCCUGCAGCUUCCUCAGCUGGCUGCUGACGGUGCUGCCCUAUGCCACCUGCCUGGCCUACGUCAACAGCUGCCUCAACCCCUUCCUCUACGCCUUUUUCGACCUGCGCUUCCGCACCCAGUGCCUGCAGCUGCUCCGCCUGAGCAAGGAUGCCGAGGCUCCUGUGAGCUCCCAGUCCUCACAGGGCCACAAGUGUGAGGGCCAUACCGUGGCCACGAAGGUGUGAAUUGCCGAGCCUCAGGUGAGGCGGGGGUGGGGGGGAUGUUCUCUGGCCUGAGAUGACAUGCGUGGACAAGCCUAACUCAGAAGCACUGCUGACCCGUGUGGUCUGAACCCGGACUGGUGCUGCCAUCUUCACAGAAGGUGACCCAACACCCAGGGCAAACACGGAGGAGCACUGUAAACCAGCUCCUGGCAGCUACUCCUCCUCACCGGGAAGACCGUCUCCUCCCAAAGGGGGCCUGCUUUGGCUGUGGACCAUGCCGGCUACUGCUGCAUUCUCCAGUGCAGGACUUUGCUGGAAAAGGACAUGUAUAGUGUAUAUAUAUGUGUGCAUGACUAUGGAAUUUUGGAGAAGAUCAGACUGCUGUACUGAGCUCUCGCUCAUGUUUUCAGCACUUGUGUAAACUGAAGCUUAAUCGAUCCAGAGCAGAGAAACUGCAUUUCUUGCACAGUUUCUGAUAAACAGAAACAGGCUCUGAUAAAAUCCAUCAGCACAUGGCAGCUGUGCCUAGCAAUUAAUUUGUGAUGUAGCUGUAUUAGAUACUGCAUGAUGCUUUGAAUAAAGCAUUUAUACACGGC